Messenger RNA from Theobroma umbraticum, 2234 nucleotides. RefSeq names its product Flavodoxin family protein. Gene Ontology annotation, molecular function: flavin adenine dinucleotide binding; NADPH-hemoprotein reductase activity; FMN binding. NCBI's taxonomy places the organism in Eukaryota, Viridiplantae, Streptophyta, Magnoliopsida, Malvales, Malvaceae. Gene Ontology annotation, cellular component: cytosol. The record is from RefSeq and is a predicted model, not a curated record.
GCGUUUAAUUAAUCAGGAUCCGGACUCUCAUCUGCAUGUAACCCGACCCGUGAUCAAUUUUCCUCCAACCUUCCUUCUACGGAUUCAUGAAUCUUCCUUCGAUUCCAAUAAACCCUAGAAAGAACAAUUUUUGUGAAUCGCCAAGUUCGCAAUGGAGAUUAAAUCAAAGAAACUACUGAUACUAUACGCAACUCAAACUGGAAAUGCAUUGGAUGCGGCCGAGCGUAUUGCUCGAGAAGCUGAGCGCCGAGCCUGCCUCGUAGUCAUUCGUUCGACCGACGAAUAUGAUGCUAGCUUCUUGCCUGAAGAAGACGCUGUAAUUUUUGUUGUUUCUACCACGGGCCAAGGGGAUACUCCAGAUUCCAUGAAGGUAUUUUGGAGGUUUCUUCUACAAAGAAAUCUAGGCAGCCAUUGGUUGGAAGGAGUUCAUUACGCUGUGUUUGGAUUAGGUGAUUCUGGCUACCAGAAAUAUAAUUUUGUUGCAAAGAAGCUUGAUAAAAGACUUUCAGACCUUGGGGCUACAGCUGUCGUUGAGAGAGGUUUGGGAGAUGAUCAGCAUCCUUCAGGGUAUGAAGCUGCUCUGGAUCCUUGGAUGUCAGCAUUGUGGAGUAGGUUGUAUGAGAUCAAACCCAAUUUCUUCCCUGAAGGCCCAAACUUUUUGGUUCCAAAUGUGGAAUUAAUUGACCGACCAAAAUUUCAAGUCACUUACCAUAACAUAGACAAGAUGGAUUCCCAAUUAUCAUCUGCCACAGAUUUUGAAUAUCUUGAGAUGCAAAUUGGAAGGGCUUACUCAAUGUAUGCUGGAAAAGUUUCUCAUGAGAAGUGCAAGCCUGACGCCUUUCUUCAAAUGAUAAAAAAUUUCCCAUUGACCAGGGUGAGUCAUGAAAAAGAUGUACGUCACUUGGAAUUUGAAUUUGUUACACAGGUGGUUCAAUAUGAAAUUGGCGGUGUCCUAGAGGUUCUCCCUUCUCAAAAUCCUGCAGCAGUUGAUUCUUUCAUGCAUCGUUGUAAUUUGGACCCUGAAUCAUUCAUAACUAUCCAUCCUAGGGAAUUGGAAAAUCACCAUCUUGAUAACAAUGUAAAUACUUUGGAGGUGCCCAUUAAAUUAAGAACUUUUGUGGAACUGACAAUGGAUGUUGCAUCUGCUUCCCCUCGGCGCUAUUUCUUUGAGGUUAUGAGCUUCUUUGCAACUGCUGAACAUGAGAAAGAAAGGCUUCAGUAUUUUGCCUCACCUGAAGGAAGAGAUGAUCUUUACCAAUACAACCAGAAGGAACGAAGAACUGUUCUAGAGGUAUUGGAGGAUUUCCCUUCUGUGCAAAUGCCAUUUGAGUGGUUGGUGCAGUUGGUUCCUCCACUGAAAAAAAGGGCUUUCUCCAUUUCUUCUUCCCCUUUGGCUCACCCUGAUCAAGUGCAUUUGACUGUGGAUGUUGUGUCAUGGACAACACCAUUCAAGAGGAAAAGGAGAGGCCUCUGCUCAACAUGGCUAGCCAGUCUCAGUCCUGAACAAAGGAUAUACAUUCCGGUAUGGUUUCAUAAAGGUUUGCUUCCUCCCCCACCACCUUCACUUCCCCUCAUUCUUGUUGGACCGGGAACUGGUUGUGCACCUUUCCGAGGAUUUGUGGAGGAAAGAGCUGCACAGAGUUUGUCCUGUUCAAUUGCUCCAGUUAUUCUCUUCUUUGGUUGCCGAAAUGAGGAGAAUGACUUUCUUUAUAGAGACUUUUGGUUGUCCCAUUCACAAAAUGAUGGGGUGCUUUCAGAAGCCAAGGGUGGUGGGUUUUAUGCUGCCUUCUCGAGAGACCAACCCCAGAAGGUUUAUGUGCAGCAUAAGAUGCAGGAACAAAGCCAGAGGAUUUGGAAUCUGUUGCGUGAGGGAGCAGCAAUCUAUGUUGCAGGCUCUUCAACGAAAAUGCCAUCAGAUGUCAUGUUAGCUUUUGAGGAGAUUAUGUCCAAGGAGAGUGAGGCUCCAAGGGAAUCGGCAGCAAGAUGGCUUAGGUCUUUAGAAAAAGCUGGUAAAUAUCAUGUUGAAGCUUGGUCUUGAGCGCUGCUUAAUUCAUCUAUACUGUGAGUGUACGCAUACAGCAUUUAAACUUUUCUAUUGCAAUUCUUGUCAGCUUCUGAGCGAGUGAGCUGGUGAAAGCAUCCGUCAAAUGUACUAAACUGCCAAAUUGGUCGAUACUAACAAUUUCUUGAUUGAAAAAUAAACCAGACGAAACAUGCUACUAUUUUAGAUUUAA